Messenger RNA from Selaginella moellendorffii, 1160 nucleotides. RefSeq names its product pleckstrin homology domain-containing protein 1. The coding region runs from base 686 to 1099 and encodes 137 amino acids. The transcript is spliced from 5 exons. The record is from RefSeq and is a predicted model, not a curated record. NCBI's taxonomy places the organism in Eukaryota, Viridiplantae, Streptophyta, Lycopodiopsida, Selaginellales, Selaginellaceae.
AAGUGUGCUCACCUCCAGGGAUCGAAGGCCGUGUUCGAUGGCAUGAAACACCGAGACCUGGUCUCCUGGAGCACGAUGAUCACUGCCUUCGUCCAGAGCGGCCGUCCGCAAGAAGCCCUCGAUCUCUUCAUGGAGAUGAUCAGCGAGGGAUUCGAGCCGGACUACGUGAACUUCAUCACGGUUCUCACGGCUUGUAGCCAUCUCGGCGAGCACAAGAGGGCCCUGGACUACUUCGCGUCCAUAACCGUGGAUCACCACGUAAAUCUCGUGAGAGAACACUACCACUGCGUGAUCGAUUUGCUCGCGCGCGCCGGCAAGCUGAGCGAGGCCGAGGAUCUUAUAAAAAACAUGCCUUUUGAGCCGGGUGAGGUCGCUUGGAUGUCGCUGCUAUCUUCGUGUAGAACACACCGUGAAAGCUCGCAGCGAGCGGCGGCUAUGGCUUCCAAGCUCGAUUCCUCGUCUUAUGUAAUGCUAUCAAACAUUUGUAUAGAAGUUUAAUCAGGCAAAUCCAACGGCAUGUGGCCUGCCACGUGUUGACACUAAAAGGUGUCGAGUUCGACUCUCAAGGACGAAAAAGCUUAGAUUUAAAGGGAGUCCAAGGUUCGAUUCCUAAAGGCUUCAGAAACUUUUCUUUAGGCUUUAAUUCUCUAUCUAUUUGCAAGGCGUGGAGGGAGAGGAGGAGGCGAUGGCGGGCAUCGCCGGAUUCUUCACGCGCAAAGAGCCGGCGGAAGAGAAUCAGGUUCCAUUUUGGAGCAGUCCCGAGCGAGCUGGUUGGCUCAUGAAGCAGGGAGAGUACAUUAAAACUUGGAGAAGACGCUGGUUUGUUCUUAAGCAAGGAAGGCUUUUCUGGUUCAAGGAGAGCACUAUCACUCAGUACUCUAGACCACGAGGAGUGAUUCUUGUGAGUGGAUGUCUGACUGUGAAAGGAGCCGAGGACGUUCUAAACCGGCAGCACGCAUUUGAAUUGUCCACGAACAAGGAGACGAUGUAUUUUAUCGCGGACUCGGACAAGGAAAAAGAGGACUGGAUCAACUCUAUCGGGAGAUCAAUCGUCCGGCACUCCAGGUCCAUAACGGAGACGGAGGUUCUCGACUAUUAGCUAAGUAAUGGCGUCGGUUCUCUCGUUUGGAUUAUAUAAUAGCUUGCGUGGCUAAGAUGAA